AUGAGGUGGGUGCCGUUAGUGCUCCUGCCGCUCAUCGCCUCGGCGGCAACAACUUAUCAGCACAGGCAGACGUAUUGUGAGUUUUUUUCCCGGAUUUCGGUAGACUUCUGUGCACUGAUUAUUCUAAAAAUGUUUGUGUGAAAUCUCCAUAUCUAGUUCGCCAUUUUCCUAGUUGAUCAGGUUUCAAUACGACCACUUCUAAGAGUACUGUAGCUCUGCGAACUUCCAAGAGCUACAGUAGUCUUCGGAGUGAUCGUACACAAAAGAUAUCAACUACAAAAGCAAAGUGCUAGGUAUGAAGAUUUCACAGAGCAAUGUUGACAAUGAUAGAUCCUCUUGUGUGGCAGAUCUUACAACACUAACUCAGCGAUUGAUCGUAGAGCUAAGAACAGCUAAAGAAAUCUUUGCGUAAUAAGACAUGACAGUCGCCGUAUCCAUACUACCGUAACCCAAUCCUAAUCAUCUUAAGGUCCCUUCUCCCGCCGCCAUCCAUCUCUUUGCCCAAUCUGUCAGUGUUUUGGUUCACAGUUUGACAGUGUAAUAUUCCUCCGUUAGCCCUCUCUCUUCUUCUUCUUCUUCUUCUUUCGACACAACGGCAUUUUCAUUAUCAUUACCAGUGUGUGUGUGUGUCUCCAAUGAGAGAUUCGGCAAAUCGAGGAGAGGCGCACGCGGGGGAGGAUGGCAAGGGCGUGGCGCCCAUGUUGGCACACCCAAAAGUGACCUUGUAGGAACAAUAUCUUUCGUUGGGCGGGGCACACUUGCUGCAUUCCGUUUUUUGGGGGACGAGUGUGGGAUGGAAUAUUUAUGGGUCAAAAAAAGACGGAAUGAGUCAUUGGAAAAAAGUGUUUUUCAGCCAGCCUGCAAUGCCGAGUAAACGACCCGCUAUCAUGUAAUCAGGCGAAGAGCGAGGUAUUCGAAAAAGAUAAGGGGGAGCUGAUUUAAACUCGUAGAUCUCUUUCAGGUUUGCGUGUUCGUAAACGGACAAUACCGUUGCGAGUGCCCGGUGGGAGUCUCCCGACUCUCGGACGGUCGCUGCCUCGUCGUCAACGAAUGCGCGCGUCCCUCCCUGAAUGCCUGUCACAAAGACGCCGAUUGCGUCGAUCUGGCAGAGGGAUACACGUGCCGAUGCCAUGCCGGAUUCGCCGACACCUCCCCGGACAAGGUGAACAAGCCGGGAAGAAUGUGCCAGAAGACGGCAAACGAGUGCGGCGCGAAGAGCACUUACGGAGUGGACUGCGAUGAAAACGCCGCCUGCGUGGACACUCCCGAAGGAUUCCAAUGCGUGUGUCAACCGGGAUACGUGGAUGUUUCCACGUCGAUUUCUAAACUUCCGGGCAGGAAAUGCGUUGAAUCGGUGAACGAAUGCACGAACGGAGAGGCGGAUUGCUCCACCAACGCCGAUUGCUUCGACCGUCCGGACGGGUACGAAUGCAAAUGCCGGCCCGGAUUCGUCGACGCUUCCCCGAACGUCGACAAGUACCCGGGAAGAGUGUGCAACAAGCCCAAGGCUCCAGAAUACUACGGACAACAAAGUCGGCAGCCGCAGUGCUCAGAGGGAUCCGGAUGCGGGCCGAACGAGGAGUGCAGGUUCAACACGGCCGGAGAGCGAGUGUGCCAGUGCAGAAGAGGAAGUGUGCAGCAGUCGAACGGAGUGUGCAAGGUGUUCAGUCAGUGCGAGCAGGCCAACGAAUGCGACAAGAACGCGUUCUGCUCGAACACCUACGACGGACCAAAGUGCCAAUGCAAGGCUGAUUUCCUAGACGUCUCCCCGGAUCCGGUCAGAUUGCCAGGAAGAAAGUGCCAGCAAGGUAAGAUCCAGUUAGACUUUAUCUUUGAUAUUCUUGUGAUUUAGUCCGCAAUGAGUGCGCCGACGGCUCUCACGACUGCUCCCAUCAGGCCGAUUGCCAAGACACCCCCACCGGAUACAUCUGUACUUGCAAGUCGAACUGCAUCGACGUCUCCUCCAGAUACAACCUUCCACCGGGAAGAAAGUGCAGCGUCGGUAAGUGAAUGCUUCUUUGCAUCUCAACUAUUUUGAAAAUGAACUUGAAUUACAUAAACUAAUUCAGAGAAGCAUCGUGAUCCAGGUAAGUAAGAAUGUGGAAAUAAGGUGCAUGGGAUAUGGAUAGGUUCCAGGGCUAAUAAUGAGUUCGCCUUGCAUGUUUCUAGCUUUGGCUGAAAUCUCUUUCUCCCCCGACUUGGUUCACUGCUCGUCUCGUUAAUUCUUCUUCCGAUCGCACCUUUUCCCUUUUUCCAGCCGCCAACCAGUGCUCCGACAAAUCCCUGAACUCCUGCGACGAGAAUGCCGAUUGCGUGCAGCUCCCCGACGGAUACACUUGCAAAUGUUUCGCAGGAUACGUCGACGUUUCCUCUAACGCGAACCUGCCGCCAGGACGCGUCUGCACUCUCUCCACCGCUUGCCCCGCGCAACCGACCGAUCUCGUCUUCCUCAUCGACGGUUCCGGCUCCAUCGGAUCCUACGUGUUCCAGACGGAAGUGCUCCGAUUCUUGGCCGAAUUCACUGAACUCUUCGACAUUGCUCCACAGAAGACCCGAGUCUCUGUCGUUCAGUACUCUGAUCAGAUUCGCCACGAGUUCGGAUUGGAUAACUAUUCGGACAGAAAGUCCCUUCAGAACGCCAUCAGAAACAUUGAAUAUCUAACCGGACUCACGAGAACCGGAGCUGCCAUCGAGCACGUUGCCAACGAGGCGUUCAGUGAGAGAAGAGGAGCCCGACCAGUGGGACAGGUCUCUCGAGUCGCCAUUGUGAUCACAGACGGAAGAUCUCAGGACAAUGUGACCCGUCCUUCGGACAACGCGCGUAUCCAGGACAUCCAGCUGUUCGCCGUCGGAGUCACCAACCACGUGCUCGACGCCGAACUCGAGGAGAUCUCCGGCUCCAAAGACCGCACUUUCCACGUCUCCGGCUUCGAAGACCUGAACACCCGUCUCCGAUCGGCCAUUCAACGUGUCGCGUGCCCGCAUCAGAACAACGAGGACACCUUCAACAAGGGACCAUGCGACCCGAGCAACCACAACGGAUGCGACCGUUCCCUCAAUCAAGUGUGCCAGCAGACGGACGGAAAAUUCAUCUGCGCCUGCCCGCCCGGAUUCGACAUCCAUCCGGUGACGAAAGUGUGCGGAGGAGACGUCUGUAACCCGGAGAUUGCCACCUCAUGCCCGGAUCCGGAGAUUUGCGAGAAGACUCCGUUCGGAAACUGGAGAUGCACCUGCCCGGCGGAUCUCGGAUGGAGAGACAGACUCACCGGAGUUUGCAGUAAGUUCCAUACAAACAGAAACGAAAACUAAUGCUCUUCUCCUCUUUCAGAGAUCGGUGAGAAACCAGAGGUCUCCCUGGCGACCGAUGAGUGCCAUCCGAAUGAUAUCCACAGCUGCCCACCAAACUCAAAGUGUGAGAAGGGAGCCGGCGGAGAGUUCAUCUGCAAGUGCGACGCCGGAUUCCAAAGAAACGGACGGACGAACAAGUGCGAGGCGCCAGGAACCUGCGACCCACGAGUCCCCGACUCUUGCGACGCCAGAAAGAAGGAGAAGUGCCUGCCGGACGGACGAGGAGCCUUCGCGUGCAUGUGCGACAGACAUCACAAGAGACACCCGGUCACCGACAUUUGCUGUCAGUUUCGGAGACUUGAUAUAUAUAUAUAUAAUCUAAAUGUGUUUCAGUGAUUGAUGAGUGUGCCGCCGGAGUUGCCGACUGUGACCCGAAUGCCAAGUGCACAGACACCGACGAAUCGUUCCUUUGUACUUGUAACGAAGGAUUCUUGGACAAAUCGCCGGAGCAGAACAAGAAACCAGGAAGAGUUUGCUCGAAACGUAAGUUGCCAACCUACAAUCAUCAUCAAAUUCAUGUUCAGAACGUAACGAAUGUCUCGACGCCACGCACAACUGCUCGAUGAACGCCGACUGCAUCGACCUGCCCGACGGCUUCUUGUGCCGAUGCAAGGAAGACUUUGUCGACAUCUCCCCGAACCCGCACGCCUUCGGAGGCAUCGACUGUCGUGCUCUGGUCAACGAGUGCCUCAUACCGGGAGGUCAUAAUUGCCACGAGCACGCCAUCUGCAUCGACACCAGAGACUCCUACAAAUGCCAGUGCAAAGAGGGAUACGUCGACCACGAUGAGCUGCGAAAUCCAGGAAGAACGUGCAAGAAGCGUGAGUUCCAACGUGGCCCUUCGGCAUGAGAAUGUACAUAAUUAUUUCAGUCAACCAAAUCUGCGAGUCCGGAAAGCAUGAAUGCGACAAGAACGCGCGGUGCGUCGAGAAGGGAGCCAACGACUACGAAUGUGUGUGCAACGCCGGAUUCAUCGACAAGAGCCCGCUUGUGCAUCGUCCCGGACGCAAGUGCGUGGAGCCGAUCUGCUCGGACGACACGAAACACGACUGCCACUCGGCCGCCAUCUGCGAGGAGAACGACGCCGUUCCGGAGAAGUACACGUGCAAGUGCAGAGACGGAUACCUCGACGUGUCCGACGGAAACAAGGGUCGUGACUGCAAAGAGCUCGUGAACGAAUGUCUCGAUUCCUCGCUCAAUUCCUGCGACGCGGCCGCCACGUGUAUCGAUUUGGAGGACGGAUACACGUGCAAAUGCCCAUUGGGAUCCAAGGACGAGUCUCCGGACCAGAAGCUUCCGGGAAGAUCGUGCAAGGGACUGGUGAACGAGUGCAACAUCCCGCACCUAAACAACUGUUCCCACUUUGCCACGUGCAUUGAUUUGGAAGACGGCUACGAGUGCAAGUGCAAGCCUGAGUACCACGAUCAGAAGCCGGAAGAGCCAGGAACUCAGUGCAAAUUCAGUAAGUGCUUUGGUAUCUUUCUCUUUCCAAACUCCUUCCACUUACAGUCAUCAACGAAUGCCUCGCUGAGAACCUGAACGACUGCAGCCUCAACGCUCUUUGCGUCGACAAAAUUGACGGAUACGAGUGCAAGUGCAAGGCUCCAUAUGUGGAUCAGAUGCCGUCCAAUCCGGGAAGAGUGUGCCGAUUCGACGAGUGCGCCAAUCCACGAGACAAUGAUUGCGACAAGAACGCGCAGUGCAUCGACACCGACGACUCGUACACUUGCCAGUGCAAGGAAGGAUUCUUCGAUGAGAUCUCGGACCCGAAGAAGCCCGGACGAGUGUGCAUUGGUGAGUGGGGGACCGUUAAGAAUAGGCGAUUAACUAAGAGAAACCUACUAACUCAUCCCGUGUGCCACACUAGCACCGCCUCCUACGAGCGCAUUUCCAUGCAAUAAUAUUGAAGAAGUAGGUCUCAUCAUCGAACCGCAACUUCAACAAGAGGACCACACCACUCCGGACCCGAACCUCGUCAAGUGCGGAAACGGACUGUGCCGUCUGAACCUCGGAGAAGUUUGCGUCGGAGGAUCGACGUGCUCUUGCCGCCCCGGGGAAUCGAGAGACAACGAGAAGGAGAAGUGCGUGCCAGUCACCUCGGUUCCUUUGGUCGUUCGUGUCAUGGAAUACGACGGAGAGCCCAUCCAAUACCGUACCGACUACUCGAAGCCAGACACUCCGGCCCACGUGGAAAUUGUCGACGCGGUCAAGAAGAGCGUCGGAAAGAUCAUUGCGAAGACUGACAUCGCGCCGAGAUUCGUCACCACCGACGUCAACUACAUCACCAAUCCUAAAGUGAAGAAUAGCGAUUGGGACAAGGGAUUGUUGGGCAAUGUGACCCUUCAAUUGGCUGGAAACGAGGAGGUCGACAAGUGCAGAAUCUACGAGCAAUUCGCGGAAGUCGUCAGAGAAAUGGGAGGACGAGUGGACAGAAUCAAGCUGAGCGACGACUCCGAACUGGAUCCGUGCAGAAAGGAGGAGGAGAAGAAGGGAAUCCCGUGCGGCAACACCUUCUGCUCCAUCGAACUCGGCGAGGAAUGUGUGGCCGGAAAGAUCUGCGGAUGUCCGAAAGGACAGAAGAGAAAGGACGCGAGCAGUCCAUGCAGAGCCGUCGAGUCCUGGAACCUCCCGCUGUACGUCGUCCGUGACGGACACGAGAAGAUCACCUACUCGCCCUCGCUGGCCAAUCCGCUCAACGACGAACACAAGGAUCUGGUGUCUCGGUUCGAGUCGGGAGUGGCUCAGAGUUACGAUAAGACGCCACUGAAGAGCGCGUUCGUCACUGCCGAAGUGAACGAAAUCGAGAAUCCGGAGAGCAGAAAGAAGGCGUGGGACACUGGAAUUCUCUACAAUUUCACGUCGCACUUUGUGAAAGGAAGUGUCGCCGAACCGGCCAGCGUCUUCACCGAUUUGAUCGAUUACAUUCAGAAGAGAAACAACUUUGAGGUUUGUUUUUCUGCGUUUGAAUGCGCCUAACAAACUGUUUUCAGGUCGGAAAGUCGAAGCUGUUCAUCUCGCCGGAGCAGUUGAAUCCAUUCUCGACUUGCUAUCACUCCGACUGUCACCCGGAUGCCAUUUGCAAAGAAGUCGGCAAGGGAUACACGUGCACGUGCCCCGACGGGUUCCGUGAUCUCAAUCCAUCGCGACCGGGACGCAACUGUCUCUCCUACCGCGGUGUGAACGAAUGUGAGAAGCCGGAGCUGAACGAGUGCUCUCCACACGCCCGAUGCAUUGAUCUGGACUACCUGUACAAGUGCGAGUGCAUCCGUCCGUACGUCAAUUCGGCCGUCGGAGAUGCUCUUCCGGGCUCCGUGUGCUCCAUUGAUUACUGCCAGGACGUCAACUUCUGUCCUCUCAAUUCCACUUGCGUCAACGUCGAUGAACAGGUAUUUUACGGGUCUCCUAAAUCUAUCGGUGGAUGGUAUAUUCAGUUGUCUCCUCUUUUUCUUUUGGUGUCAGAUUCUAGUCCACUUCUACCUAAUCUAGUUCUUCCCUACUAACCUCCCCAUAGUUUGGGACUUUGUUUCUACCCCGCUGAUCAGACUUAUGAUGGACAGGCUCGGUGCGACUGCAAACCUGGAUUCGUGGAUCUCCGCAAGUCGGGACAUCUUUCCGAGGCCGGACUCGGAGACACCAUCUGUCUGAGACAGAACGACAUUGACGAGUGUGCUCUGGGACUGCACAACUGCUCCGCCGCCGCGGUAUGCAUCGACAAGAAGAUCGGAUACGAAUGCAAGUGCCAGGAAGGGUCAGUGUGGAACUUUCUCAGACGAUUGUGCACACUUCUUGUUCAGAUACGAAGACGGAAACCCUCUGGAGCCGGGACGCAUCUGUGCCGCUUCCCUGUGCGGUCUGUGCAACGGCCACGGAGACUGCAUCCACGACGCGCUCUCCUCCAACGUCACGUGUGCCUGCCUGGACGGCUACACCGGACAGUUCUGCGAGACGGCUCCGUCCAACCUGCCCCUCAUCCUCAUGACCCUUCUCGCCCUUCUCUUCCUGCUUCUCACUCUUCUCUGCUGUCUUUACAUGUGCGCCAGAUGCAGAUGCUUCGGAGCACGCGGACGAAGUGAAGGAUCGGCGAGCGGACAGGAGAUACUCGGAUCCGAUUACUACACGAUACCGAGAGCCAAACUCGCACGUCCGUUGUACGCCGAUGACAUGGGCGAGGACCACGCGGGAGCCCUGGCCGCCUAUUUGGACGACGGAGCAUCCAUCUCGUCGGACGGAAGCAUUGAGGAGAUCGAGAGAAGAGUCACGACCGAUGUGACCACGAGAGAAGUGCGCACGACGACAGUCAGGGAUGAGAGUGGGAACAUCAUCAGCCAGAGCCAGGUGGGUACUAGGAGUCAAUGAUCUUUCGGAAUCCUUCCAUUUCAGAUUGUCUCGCACGGAAAUCCGCACGAGACCGACACGGAGCAGUACGGAAUGAUCUCUUCCGAUCACUACAAGACUUCCGCCUCCGAGGCCAUGGACGCGGCGAUGUCCGCUUCCGCCUCCGGAGCCUACGAACACAGCGCCUCGGCUUCUGCGUCUGCCGCCGGAAUGUCUUCCUCAGCCGCGAUGGCUCAAAGAGCCGGAGGAUACAACGCCGGAUACGCAUCCGAUUCCGACGCGGAUUCAGAUGCCGGACACGCAGUUUAUGACAGAACCACGAGGACAAAUCAGGUAAAAAGCUAGGUGAAAGGGUUUGAGAACUUGAAUUGAACAUUUCAGUCGCACGAUUUCGAGCCGGGAGUCGACCCGCGCACCGGUGUGGAACGUACCAAACGGGAGUUCGUGACGAGCACGAAAGCCGAAGAAGUCAACUAUUUCUAA
Caenorhabditis sp. 36 PRJEB53466 is the source of this 8166-nucleotide messenger RNA. The record is from the annotation of a GenBank genome assembly. NCBI's taxonomy places the organism in Eukaryota, Metazoa, Nematoda, Chromadorea, Rhabditida, Rhabditidae.